GACCCCUCAAGUACGGAGUAGUUAAAUAUUUAAUUCACCUUGCCGCCCAGGUGGUUCAAACCAUUUCAGUGACUGGGAGUUGUAAAGGAGUGAGAAUAAACAAGAGAGCCAGAAAAAUGAUUUCAUUAUUACUUUUAAAUCGACUUCUAACUACAUGUUAAACGCCCGUUCUAAAGCUGCUAUUUUAAACCCUAGUCUCCCUUUUGAAUCGAGCGGAUCAGCGCCGAAUAUGGAUCAAGUACAUUUCCUUGAGUCUGCAAACGUCGCGACCGUUUUUGACAACGCACUGCCGCAUACUCUGGGAGAGCUAUCAGCCACAGCGAAAGAUGUACUCAAAAGGCAAGCGGGAGUGCUCCUGGCUUCACACAAGUCUUGUCCCCAAGACAAGUUCCGCGGUAGCGUCAAAUUAUUCCUUGAGGGAGGGAUUUUUACAGAGGAGAGUGCUCUGCGUAUUACCCCAAGGACUCAAAAUAGACACGCAAAAAGCGCUACCAAAGGCCGUCUCAAUGACGUUCAACGCUUGAUGCAACUUUACAACGUCCACCCGAAGAUUGAAGACUACUCCAAUGAACCUAUUUCUCUCAUAGACAAGAUUAAAAUUCCUGGUCCCGAAUACAUCCCGGACGCUCUUAGAGAGUUGGUUGAAAGAAAGAUUUUACUCAAAGAAGAAGAGGCGACCCAUAUGGCAAACGAAUUCUCGGAGAAAUAUGGAUCUGAGUCUCUAUUCCGAUCUGCAUUUCGGGAAUUUUUCUCAACUGGACUUAUCGGAGUCCAACAGACGUUUUGGAGGCCCGAUCCUCGCAGUCAGCGAAUUCGUCGACAAGCAGAGGAGAUCUGCCUCCAGGCAAUCGAUGAAAGUCUCUGGCUUAACGGGGCCGAAAUUCUCUUUGUGAUCCGUGCCACGAGAUGCUUUCCGGAAGACGCCAUGUCAUUUUGGCGUUGGGUAUCAGCUAAUAGGUUAACCUAUCUGGCGGUAAUGGAUAUGAUUGAACUACAGGGAGGGUUUCUUGACGAUCCUGAGACUGUUCAAUCUCAGUGAAUAUUGGACCAGUCAAGUGGAUGUCGCCUAACCGCCUAAUUUCUACAUAUAAUUCCGACUUUGAAUACAGCAAUGGGCGUUCAUACAUCGCGCAUCCUACAUAUUUAAUAACGACAAUUAACUCGCUGUUAACAUUUAAAUAUGAACAAGAAAUUCGCGAAACAAAUCAGCGAGCCAAACGAGUAAUCUCCCAGCACGCAGCUUUUAGUAGUUCUGCUUAAAAAUUGGGAGCCAAGUCCAUGUGAAGAAACCAACAGUUGGGAGCAUAUGCAAUGUGCGGCGCGUAAACUGAUGGGCCGGCAGGGACCGGCAGGUGGUGGCUCAGCACAGUGAUUAGGGUCGUCGAGCCUGCAGACGCAGACGCAGGAUGUGUGGUUGGGAUAAAGUUGACAGGGGGUCCGUGGGCUUUGUAAAAGCGGGGCAGCCACUUUCCACCAUCGUCUGCUGCCGCCAAGAUUCGAUCCUGCAUCGGUUCUAAAAGUUACAACGAUGUUGCGUUGGUCCAGAUUUCUAUUUCUUUGUUCUGAGCUUAGUAGAAUUAAUUUGACUUCCACUCUCACAACCACAACUGUACCCUAUACCUUAAAAUCUUGCAAACAAAGAACGAACCCACAGGAAAGAAAACGAGGUAAACCGUCUCAAGUGACUACUUUGGUGGCUGCAGGAAAACCACCCGGCACCUUAUGAGGCGAAAUAAAUUACCCACGACCAACUAGCCAAACCAGUAACUUGGGAGCCCACCACGCCCAGCCUCGACCAGGUCUCCGGGAUUAAGAAGUGAAAUUAAAUAUCGGCCCUCUGAUGGACAUAGCUAAAUUAGGCUUAGGACGCAACCUUGGAAUGAUAUUUGGCCGAACAAUGAACAGAAUGUAAUUUGCGGAGCGAAGCG
Molecule: messenger RNA, 1928 nt
Organism: Blastomyces dermatitidis ER-3
Lineage: Eukaryota; Fungi; Ascomycota; Eurotiomycetes; Onygenales; Ajellomycetaceae
Exons: 4
Coding region: 155-1039 (294 amino acids)
Source: RefSeq, a predicted model, not a curated record